Messenger RNA from Folsomia candida, 4458 nucleotides. RefSeq lists its product as uncharacterized. The transcript has 3 exons. Gene Ontology annotation, molecular function: zinc ion binding; nucleic acid binding. The coding region runs from base 1 to 4458 and encodes 1485 amino acids. NCBI's taxonomy places the organism in Eukaryota, Metazoa, Arthropoda, Collembola, Entomobryomorpha, Isotomidae. The record is from RefSeq and is a predicted model, not a curated record.
AUGGAGCAGCUCAAGUUUGAGAGGAAACCCAUCCGGUCGUCGGUGACUCGAACCAUCAACCUGAUAGAGUCAGAGCUGACGAAAGAAACUCCGGAUCGUCACACCCUUCGAUGUCAAUUAGAGAAGUUGGAGGUGUUGCUGACAAGGAUCAACGAAGUAGAUAUCAAGAUUUUGAGUUCAAUGCGAGCCGACGGUUGUUCCGAAAAAGAAUACGAAGAAGAAAGUCUCAGCAUUGAAGAAUAUGAGGACAAGAUAAGGAACACGAAGGUGAAGGCUGAAGAAAUGUUUGUGCCAUCCUUCCAGCUGCCUGGAGGUUCUCAAAGUCCAACGAAUAGUGCUGCGUGGUACGACUCGGUGGGCACAUCGCUCAACGGAGAGUCAAAACGAAGAAACUUUAAACUGCCGAAGAUCCAAUUACGCAAAUUCAACGGUGAUAUGAAGGACUGGUUGAGUUGGUGGUCGCAGUUUAAGAAGAUCCACGAAGAUGACACACUGGCUGAUAGUGAUAAGUUCGACUAUUUGGUGCAGGGAAUGGUCAUCGGAUCCAGAGCAAGAGAUGUGGUGGACGUUUAUCCACACACUGAAGAAAAUUAUCCGAAGGCGAUAGCGGCACUUCAAGAGCGAUUUGGACAACCAAAGUUAUUGAAACAAUUGUACGUUCGAGAAUUAUUGAAGAUGGUGAUUCAAAACGCAAAGAGCAAAGAAGACUUCCAGUUGUGCAAAAUGUAUGACAAACUGGAAUCUCAUCUUAAGGCUUUGGAGUCCCUCAAUGUGUCCCACGAACAAAUGGCAGACUUUUUAUAUCCUAUGGUGGAGUCAAGCCUUCCCGAGGACCUCCUUGUGGCGUGGCAAAGAAGUUUGUUCUACGGACAUGACGGAUCCCAGUCAAAUCCACCCCAAAGUGAAUUGGACUUCCUCCUUAAGUUUCUCAAGAAAGAAGUUGAAAACGAGGGGCAGCGAUCUUUGGCCAAGAGUGGAUUUGAAACAGAUGAAAAGAAAAAGGAAGCUGUCAAGCAGAAGAAGACAUUUUCUAGAUUUCCCAAACCAGAAUAUGAAUCAGAUUAUCCUACUGGUGCGGGGCUAUUCAGUGGUCACUCAACGUCACAAUGUGUAUUUUGUAAGAAAUCUGGCCAUCAAAGUAGCGUGUGUCAUAAGGCCGGGAAUAUGACGCUAAAUGAGAAGAAAGAAGUGGUCAAGAAGAAUAAAUUGUGCUUGGUGUGUCUCAAGCCAGGACAUUUCGCUCGUGAUUGCACAUGCCAAUGGAACUGUGUUGCUUGCGAAGUCAAACAUUGCAAGGCGAUGUGUCCGCUCCGGUCAGUCGUGGAUAAAUCAAGUGAGCUUGAGGCAUCGUCAAGUGCCACUAGAACCUCCGCUGCCAAUUUCAACGUGGCCUGCCGAGGGGAUGUGUUGUUAAAGACUCUUGUUGUGAAAGCAUGUGGCCCCAAAGCCGUCACCAGUGUUCGACUUAUCUAUGAUGAAGGGAGCCAACUCAGCAAUUGUGGAGCUGCAACCAUCAGCCUGAUUGGAAGCAAGUGUAUUGGACAUGAAUGGGGGAGAAAUGUGUUGUUUGGCGGAGGAGUGACCGAUGUGAAGAAGAUCAAUAAAUAUGCUGUUGACCUGAAGUCCUUGGAUGGCCAUGUUAAGAAGACUCUUGUACUUCGGGAAGCUGCAAAGAUUUGCGGAAGUAUUCCAAGAGUACCAGCGGGACCAUGGAUUCAAGCCUUGCGUAAAAAGAAUAUCUGGUUGAGUGACUACCAAGAUUCUUAUGUUGAUAACCCGGAGAUCGAGGUUCUCAUUGACUACUGGGGACAGCUCGUUACCGGGAAGCAAGUGAAGUUGAGAUGUGGGUUAAUCGCAGUCGAGACCAUAUUCGGAUGGACUCUUAGUGGACCUGUUCCCAAUAUCAACACAAAUGACACCGUGGCUAUGUCGUGUAUUUCUUUGUUCCACGGCGAAGCAUCCGUUCAGUGCUUGUGGAAUCUGGACUCGAUCGGAAUUAAAGAUCCGGAAGAGCAUAAGUCGAAGCGAGAGAAUGAAGAAGAAACGAAACGACAUUUCUUGAGUACUGUUUCCAGAAAUAAAGAAGGGAGAUAUACUGUCACAUUACCAUGGAUAGAUGGAGCUCAGAAAAUUCCCGACAACAAGCUGGUUGCGGAGAAGAGACUAAUCGGAACAACAGCAAAAUUAAAAGCCAAUGGAAACUACAAAUUUUAUGAUCAGAUCUUUGUCGAUUGGGAAAAGGAGGGGAUCAUUGAGGCGGUAUCUGAAGAAGACAAUUCAACCUUGUGUCACUAUCUUCCACACCGAGCAGUAAUCAAAGAAGAGAGCCUUACAACCCCAGUGCGACCGGUUUUUGACGCUUCUUGCAAGGUUGGAAGAAAUCCCUCUCUCAAUGACUGUCUGGAGAAAGGCCCCAAUUUAUUGGAGCUGAUUCCAUCGUUACUACUACGGUUCCGAGAAAGAAAACUGGGCGUGAUAUCCGAUGUCAGGAAGGCGUUCCAGAUGAUUGAAGUGGCAGAAGCCGAUCGGGACUUCUUGAGAUUCCUGUGCCCCUUCCUACUUGGAGCUGUAAUUGAACUUCAUCUUGAGUCAGUAAAAGAAGAGUUACGGCCAAUAGCAACAGUUCUUUUGAAAUCUCUUUAUGUGGAUAAUUGUGUGACGUCGCUGGAUUCGAUUGAAGAAUAUGAAGAAUUCAGGACUCAUGCAACAUCAAUAAUGGCUGAUGCAAAAAUGGAGCUCCGCCAGUGGGAAAGAACGGCAGUAGAUGUUCCGGAUGCAAAGCAGCAAUUAACCCGUGUUCUCGGAUUAAAGUGGGAUAAAGUUCAAGACGAACUCUUUGUUGACAUCCCAAAAGUAGAACUUCAACUUCAAGGAAAAUUGACCAAGCGAGUCAUUCUGUCCUUGGUACAACAAAUAUUUGACCCGAUGGGAUAUUUGAGUCCGGCUACGCUAGUGCCAAAGUUGAUGCUACAGAAGACUUGGGAAAGCAAGAAAACCUGGGAUGAAGAUUUGGACGACACUUUGGACAUAAAGAGUGAAUUUGGAGAAUGGUGGAGGCAGACGUCAAUGCUAGCUGAGGUCAAGAUACCAAGAUGGGCAUUUCGUUCAGAACUGGUUAAAUCAGUACAGUUUCAUGUGUUCUCAGACGCCAGUGGGGCUGCCUAUGCUGCUGCAGUCUUCGUGAGAGUUGAAGAUCAGAAAGGGGUUACCGUACAACUCCUCCAAGCCAAGGCGAGAGUUGCUCCGCUUAAAAAGAUGACCAUUCCGCGAUUGGAACUGUUGGGAUGCACAAUAGCGGCCAGACUCCACAGUUCGGUGGUGGAAGCCUUAUCCAUGGAUGGAGUAGAGACAUACUUUUGGACGGAUUCUAUGACAGCCUUAUCUUGGAUUCAAAGGAAUAAUGAGUGGGGAACCUUUGUAGGCAACAGGGUAAAGGAGAUCUGUUCGCUAACCAAAGUGGAAAAUUGUAGACACGUCCCAGGCGUUAUGAAUCCUGCAGAUCUCCCUUCCAGGGGCUGCAACCCUGCCCAACUUCUCAAGUCUCGAUGGUGGGAGGGACCAACUUGGUUACGAGGAUCAUCUGAAACCUGGCCAUCAGGACAAGCAGAGGUGAAUGAAGAUGAAGUAUUAAAAGAAAAGAAGAAAAAUAUGACAACAGUCAAACUCGUCUCGACAUCUCAAGAGGCUCCGUGGUAUUUGAGAAGAUACUCGUCUUAUUACAUGAAUUGCAGCUUGGUGGGGUGGCUGGUGGGAGCGGCUGAUUGGGAGCAUCAAAGACUUGUUGAAAAGAGUUCUCAAAAUCGCAAGUUAACUCAGGAUCAACUUCACACUUCCCUGUGUCAAAUCGAAGCCGUGAUUAACGACCGGCCACUUACCUAUGUAACUGAGGAUCAAGAAGACCUGAUUCCUCUCACCCCUUCUAUGUUUCUACGAGAGAUUCAAGACGUAGAGUGCCCAGAAGUUGAAGAGUUGAGCGGUCAUCAACCUAGCGAAGACAAUAAAGCAAAGAAGAGUCUGAGGGAAGAGUUUCGUGUCCGUUUUCGAAAAGAAUACCUCAGUCAAUUGGUACAGCGAGGAAAACAGGAGAAAGUCCAUCCAUUCCAAGUUGGUGACUUGGUCCUCAUAGGCGACGACAACAAGAAAAGACUCAUGUGGGAUAUGGGACGAGUCAUCGAGCUGAUGGUGGGGCGUGAUGGAGAAAGUCGGGUGGCCAAAGUGAAGACCAUGCAUGGACAUCUUAUCCGACCACUGCAGCGAUUAUUCCCAUUGGAAAUCUCCAAUCCAAUCGAAGUUCCAGUGGUGACUCAAGAAGUAGAGAAAAUUACGCCUGUUACGAAGAUUCAGAAGAACGAGCAAGCCGGAGCUUUCAAGAAGUCGGUGAAAGUUAACGUGCCGAUUAAGACGUCGCGCUUUGGACGACUACUGAACGAGCCGUCCAGAUUUAGUGCUUCAAAGUGA